Molecule: messenger RNA, 2027 nt
Organism: Trematomus bernacchii (emerald rockcod)
Lineage: Eukaryota; Metazoa; Chordata; Actinopteri; Perciformes; Nototheniidae
Gene: nfe2l2a
Product: nuclear factor, erythroid 2-like 2a
Exons: 5
Coding region: 195-2027 (610 amino acids)
Biological process (GO): cellular response to oxidative stress; regulation of transcription by RNA polymerase II
Cellular component (GO): nucleus
Molecular function (GO): RNA polymerase II cis-regulatory region sequence-specific DNA binding; DNA-binding transcription factor activity, RNA polymerase II-specific
Source: RefSeq, a predicted model, not a curated record
GCCGCUCGGUGGGCAGGGCCAGCACCUCCGUAAUGUUCAAUAGAUUUAAAGGAAGCAAUGUUUCCCUUAGCUCAGCUGCUGCGACGGACUCUAUCGGCUUCGGACCGCUCGCCAUUUUAAUCUGCCAUUUCAAGGAAUAACACACACAUUUAACAAUAAUAAAGCGUCCGUUCAAGACUAGACAGAUCUCCACUAUGCUGGAAAUGGAUGUGAUUCAUUCCGGUCAACAGGACAUGGAGCUGAUCGACAUACUGUGGAACCAGGACAUUGAUCUCGGAGCCAGGCGUGAGGUGUUUGACUACAAUCACCGUCAGAAAGAACAUGAGCUGCGGAGGCAACGGGAGCUGGAAGAAGAGAAGAGGCAGCAUCUGGUGCGGGAGCAGCAGAAGGCCCUGCUGGCACAGCUUCAGCUCGACGAGGAAACGGGAGAGUACAUCCCCUGCCCGCCACCCAGCGCCCCGCUGCAGUCGGCUGUCACACCUCUAGAGGUUACACAGAAUGUCAGCUACACAGAAGAGAGCGGUGAUGCCAUGUCAUUCGAUGAAUGUUUGCAGCUACUGGCAGAGACAUUUCCUGUAGAGGAAACUGAGAACACCCCAGUUUGCCUGGACACAACUGCUGUCUCAGCCCCCAUGAUGCCCCCCGAGCAGCCGGUUCUGCCCCCGGCCACCCUCUCCCCUGCUCCACUACCACCACCACCACCACCACAGAGGAUCACCCCAGAUUUGGAGCAGGCCUGGAUGGAGCUUUUGUCCCUCCCUGAGCUGCAGCAAUGCCUGAGCAUGCAGAUGGAGGACACACUUGAGACCACAACUUAUCCACUUCCAAACAGCCCUGAAGUUCAGAAUCCAAACUACAGUUUUUACCCCAUGACCAAUCUCACAGACAAAACCAACAGUUUAAAUGUCUGCCCUGCUGAGUUUAUGAAUACAUUUGAUGGCUCUGUUCACAAUUUGGCCCCAGCAGACAAUCUCGGCCAGAUAAGGGCAAACGCUCCUCAGUUAAAUGCUAAUUUAACUGCUGAAGGCUUCUGUGAGAUAUACUACCCCGAUGUCAUUCUGGAAGAGAGCAGUGGUCAACAUGGCCUCAAAGAAAAUGAAAGUAAUGCCAUGUCUGAUAUCCCAAACAAGCCUUUCUUCACCCCAUUGGACCCUUACAGCCUUUCACCAGGAGAUGCGUUUGACAGAGGUAAACACAAUCUAAUGGUAGAACUGCCAGACUCGGAUUCAGGAAUCUCUUCAAACACCAGCCCCAAUGCUAGUUCCCCUGGGAAGUCUGUGUAUGGCAAUGACUCCUAUGGUUACAGCGAUUCAGACAUGGAUGAGAUGGAUGACAAUCCUGGAAGUGCAGAAUCUGACUACUCAGAGAUGUUCUCACUCAAUUUCCAACCUGAUGAUCAUCAGAUGGCAAUUUCUGUGUCCGCACCGCUAGGGCAAACACAACAGGAGAAGAAUCCCAAACAACACAGGACGGACCCAGCAGAGGAUGGCGGGCAUAACAGCACCCCCUUCGCCAAAGACAAGCAGAAGAAACGCUCGGAAGUACGUCUCUCUAGAGACGAGCAGAGGGCCAAAGCCCUCAAAAUCCCUUUCACGGUUAGCAUGAUUAUCAAUCUGCCUGUUGAUGACUUCAACGAGCUGAUGUCAAAGCACGAACUGAAUGAGGCCCAGCUGGCCCUGGUCCGAGACAUACGCCGCCGCGGCAAAAACAAGGUCGCUGCCCAGAACUGCCGCAAACGCAAGAUGGAGAACAUAGUGGGUCUGGAGAGCAACCUGGACUCACUGAAGGACGAGAAGGAGCUUCUGCUGAGUGAGAAGAGCGAGAACAUCACAAACAUGAAGGAGAUGAAGCAGCAACUCAACAGCUUGUACCUGGAGGUCUUCAGCAUGUUGAGAGAUGAGAAGGGGAACUCUUACUCUCCCUCCGAAUACUCCCUCCAGCAGUCCACUGACGGCAGCGUCUUCCUCGUUCCUCGCAUCAAAAAGACUUUCAUCAAGACUGAAGACAACCUCUUCUCUCCUUUGUAA